GAAAAUCUUUCUUACAGGGAAUUCGGAAGGAUCGCCUCAUUUUAAUAGUCAUUUCAUUGUGUUUAUGUGUGUGGAUCUCAAACCAAGUUUUGGUGGGAUAUUUUUCUAAAGUUUAGUGAUGACAGAAAGAAGACAGCUUCUACGUUAUCAAUGCCUGGAUAAGCCACCAAAUCCUUUAUUUAUCGAAGAAGCUGACUUCACUCCUCUUCAUUAUCGUCGCCACCCCUAUUUUUACAUUGAUAUCACCAUUGCCGGCUGGUUUCCAUUGGUUUUAUCCUUCUUCUUCUCCAUCACCAAAAUUGACAUUACUAGUAUUACCAUAGCCAGGCGGAACAAUGGCCAUUUCUAUCUUCAUAGUCAUGUCCGUGGCCACUUCUUCAAUCCGCAUUACCUUGACCUAUGAUGUUUUUGCUACAUCGUGCUCUAACCAUUGUUUUGCCCAAUUGCCUUAGGCUUCAACUCCAAUUCUCCAUCGAUGUCGUUUAGCAGAGUUAUGACGGAAAGAAGACAGCUUCUACGCGAUCAAUGCCUGAAGAAGCCACCAAAUCCUUUAUUUCUAAAAGAAGCUGACUUUUCCCGUUUCAUCGUCAUUGAAAAGUUGAAGCUCGUUUUUUGCUUCAUCCCUAAAGUUUCAUGUACAACUUGGAAGCGAACCCUGUAUAGUGCUGAGAAUGAUGGCGAACAACUGAAAGGAGUCCCACACAACAAAAAGUUAUUCUCUUGGCUCCAAGACUACAGCAUUCUUGAGCGGCAAAAGAUUUUGAGCACCUACUACAAAGCCAUGUUUGUCAGAGAGCCUUUUGCGAGGCUGGCAUCAGCAUAUCGAGACAAAAUUAAAAAGCCAUGGUUCAAAAGAUUUCUCCACCCCGGAAAAACAAAGCUAGAAAUAGAGGGGGAAAAAGAUCUUCCAUUUUCAGCAUUUGUAAGAAGAGUUAUUGAAACCAACGCCACGCAGCAAAAAGCUGGUAUCGAGGAUCAACAUUGGCGAUCAUACGAACAUAUUUGCCCAUGUGAAGUGGACUAUGACUUCAUUGGUCACUUCGAGAAUGUAGAUAAGGAGGCACCAACGCUCUUGAAGAUUAUUGGCGUCGAUGGCUACGUAAAAUUUCCUGAUUAUCGCCCGUCUAAGACUUCGCCAUACAUGCUGGAAUACUACUCCCAGUUGACAAUAGAUGAAAUCUUUCAACUGCAGGAACUCUUCGAUUUGGAUUUUAAACUGUUUGGGUAUGACUUUCCGGGGCUUUUAGAGGAUAUUUUAAAGGAAAAAGGUCCGUCAGAAGAAAGUUGAUCAAAGUUUUUACGAUGGUUAGUUGUUUAUCUUGUAAUUCAUUAUUGUUGAUAUUUAGGAAUGAGGUCCAUUUAAGUGGGCGGAGGGUCUGAGUAUCCUGUAGCCUUUUAGCUAUGAUUUGUAGCCUAAUCUUGGUUUUCACGUGACUUCAUCAAAGUAAAUAAUAAGGAAUUAUCAAAAGCAAAAAAAAACUUCAAACGAAAGUGGGGCUUCAUAAUAGAACUAAAAUUGUUCAUUGACAGAAUGCAUCUUUUUAUCUUACGUUUUCCUGACAUAGAACAUACUAGCGUUGCAAAGGUCUGAUAACACCUCAUGACUAACGUAGAUUUCUUUCAGAGGAAGAAAAGACUCGAUUCCAAAAGAAGUUGAAAACCGGUUAAAGCAAAUACCUUAAAAACAAAGGUGGGAAAUGAGGAAAAGUUCAGAGCCGUAAAUACAUUAGGUAACGGGAAAAGUUCAACCAGACGACUCACUUGCUUUCAUUUCAAAGAUGUUAGAGUUUUCCCAUUCCAAGGAGUAGAAAGCCCUUAAACCAAAUGGCUCAUCCAACCGGUGCUUUUUCCGGUUUCCAUAGCAUCGAGUGACCAGAAGUAUUAGCGGACCUUGUUGUAGAUUUAUACAACCAACACUGGAAAUCCCCAAGUCUGGAUAUAAUACGUCUUUGCAAUCUGCUCGAAUCUUGAACAGAAGGGAGGAUAAAGAAAUAAAUAACGAGUAACGAAA
Messenger RNA from Stylophora pistillata, 2011 nucleotides. Its product is annotated as carbohydrate sulfotransferase 11. Gene Ontology annotation, cellular component: membrane. NCBI's taxonomy places the organism in Eukaryota, Metazoa, Cnidaria, Anthozoa, Scleractinia, Pocilloporidae. Gene Ontology annotation, biological process: carbohydrate biosynthetic process. The record is from RefSeq and is a predicted model, not a curated record. Gene Ontology annotation, molecular function: sulfotransferase activity.